This is a messenger RNA of Ceratitis capitata (Mediterranean fruit fly), 741 nucleotides long. RefSeq lists its product as uncharacterized. NCBI's taxonomy places the organism in Eukaryota, Metazoa, Arthropoda, Insecta, Diptera, Tephritidae. The record is from RefSeq and is a predicted model, not a curated record. The coding region runs from base 92 to 424 and encodes 110 amino acids. The transcript is spliced from 2 exons.
AUUAGAGACUUCUGCUAUUAUAAUGGAUUUUUUUUUAGUCCAAAAUGAUUCCAAAUAUCUUUUCAGUUAAUAUCAACGAAAAAACAACAAAAUGUCAGCUUGCAAAUUUUUGACACUGUCAAGAAAAAAAAGUGAAAAAGAGCAAAUACAAUAUAUCAAUAAAAAUGCUAAAUACCAUUUAGUAACGGAUGAAUCUCUUACUUCAGCUACGGUAAUGGAUAAUAUUGUACGUGCAGUGACCGAAUUUUCUCCCAAGGUAAAAAGUAACAACGUCAAAGAUAUGAUAAUACCUGAACAUUUACGGGCCACUGACUGCAUGUAUAGCAAAAAUGAUCAACUACUGCUUGAAAAGAGCAAGCUUAAUUACGUUCAAUUUUAUUUUGAACAAGUAGUUUCAUCUUCUUGUCCAAAAUUUGCGCGAUAGUAAAUAAUAAAUAAUAACAAGUUACAAAUGUUAAAGUAGAUUCCAACAACCGUACAUACCUCGAAUGGGUACCUGAACAACAAGCAGUGGACGGCGAUUUUUUCCACAAAAUUUUCUUCGGUGACAUUGCACAUUUCUCGCUCAAAACAGACCAAACAUUGUUUUCAUUUUACACAAGCUGAAAGGCAUGCUUCCCGUAAAAAUUAAUGAUGCCUUAGAAAGCCCUCAUAUUGGCAGAAAGUUUCGUGUUGGGCAAAAAAGUUACACCACUGAAUCCUAUGAAAUAUUUGCUGGUGUUCCACAAGGAAGUGUUUUAG